Molecule: messenger RNA, 513 nt
Organism: Zerene cesonia (dogface butterfly)
Lineage: Eukaryota; Metazoa; Arthropoda; Insecta; Lepidoptera; Pieridae
Product: larval/pupal rigid cuticle protein 66-like
Exons: 2
Coding region: 51-428 (125 amino acids)
Cellular component (GO): extracellular matrix
Source: RefSeq, a predicted model, not a curated record
AGUUGAUGACAAAGCACACUCACCGACGAAGUCACAAGUUGUAAGGCAACAUGAAGAUCAUCAUCCUAUUCGCUGUAUUGGCCGUAGCCAGCGCUGAUGUCUCCAGCUUCGCGUAUGAAGUAGCAGACCCUUACACUGGGGACUUCAAACACCAGUUCGAGACCCGGGCAGGCGACCGGGUGCAAGGACAAUACGGCCUUCUAGAAUCUGAUGGAACACGGCGGACGGUGGACUACACCGCUGGUUCUGAGGGCUUCAACGCUCUUGUGCGGAAGGACCCUGCUGUGUUUGCGCCGUUUGCCGCUCCCCUCUCACCUGCAGCCAUUGCUUCAUAUCCCUAUGCGUAUGGACCUUACACACCAUAUGCUUUCUCGCGGUAUGGAGUUUAUGGCUACACUGCUCCCUACGGCUAUCGGCGGUUUUACUAGACAUUGGUUUUGAUCCGUUUGAUUACGUUUCGGUAAACUCCGUAUGUACCAAAUAAAAAUACAAUCAUACUGUAAUUAUAAAGCA